Molecule: messenger RNA, 675 nt
Organism: Xenia sp. Carnegie-2017
Lineage: Eukaryota; Metazoa; Cnidaria; Anthozoa; Malacalcyonacea; Xeniidae
Product: asparagine synthetase domain-containing protein 1-like
Exons: 3
Coding region: 69-416 (115 amino acids)
Source: RefSeq, a predicted model, not a curated record
GUGUCACGUGUGUUUCCGAACAACAUGGCCGCUGCCCAGUUAAUAUAAGACAAAUAUCACCAAGGGAAAUGUGUGGAAUCUUUUGCAGUAUUUUCUCUUCGUCGGAUGAAACUCUUGUUAAACAAAAAGAAGUUUAUGAAAAAGUGAGCAAGUUUUUGCGGAGGCGAGGUCCAGACUCUUUUGGCCAAAGACAACUAAAUUUUCCUUUCUGCAAUGGUGACGAAAAAGAGUUUUGGAAGUCUAUGGCUAAUGGCACCUGUUGUCUACUCUUGGCUGCUGCUGUCCUUCAUCUUCGUGGGGCAAAAAUAACUGUACAGCCUUUCGAAGAUGACUUUGGUAACAUUUUGGUUUGGAAUGGUGAAAUAUUGAAUGGUCUAGAGGGUCAAAGGUCAAGAACAAGUAUCAUAGAAAACUGAUUCGCAGAAAGACAAACGGAGCAUGCGCAAAUUAAAUUAUGUCAAACUUUAUUGGUUAACGUGGAUAUUACUAAAAGCAAUAUACAAGUAACGCUUGAAGAAUAUGUAGUUAACGAUAGAUGAUACAGAAUGGUAGGUUUUAACUGUAAAAGACGUCAUUUUAAUUUUGAAAAAUGUAUUUGAAAAAGUGGGUAUGCGCAAAUAUUCCCACCCACAACAAUGGCAACGUGGCGUAUAUUGUUUGGAUAAAUAGAAAGCU